GGGCUACGACGUGCUUUCCACGAGCCAUAGCUGAUCUAACUAGUUCAUACAGUGUACAAAGAAGUGCGUGUUGAAGGCAAUUGUAUUGUGAAAAUCUAUUUGAACUUUUGAGUAGUGUACCCUUAGAUAAAAUACGAAACGUGAACUUUUGGUGAGCCACACUAGACAAACUGGUGUGUGUAGGGUAUAGCUAGAUAGCUAGCGAGCAGCUAACGUCACAGGACAGCAGGUGAAAUGCUGGUUGGUUUUAAUGCAAACUGUAAUCUGACAAUAGCUGAAUAGCUGUCCACUGGCUGCAACAUGGGAAGAAAGAAACAGGGCACGUUUGUGCGCCCUGGAAACAAGGGCAAAGAAAAAAGGCAUAAAAUGAAGGGGAAAACCUUAGAAGCCUUUACAGAAGAAAUGCACACUGCUUUGGAAGCAAGCCUUCACCCGGAGGAGGGAGCAGAGGCCCCUCAGGUGAAAAUGCCUUGUCCGCUUGCCAUGUGGGAGUUGGGUCACUGUGAUCCCAAACGGUGCACUGGCAGAAAGUUGGUACGCAAGGGCUUUGUACACAACCUGCGCCUCAAUCAGAGAUUUAAUGGACUCAUACUGAGUCCGAUGGGCACAAAGUAUGUGACCCCAGCAGACAGGGAGAUUGUGGCUCAGAAUGGUUUAGCAGUGAUCGAUUGUUCCUGGGCUAAACUGGAGGAGACUCCCUUCAAUAAGAUGGUUGGAACUCAUCCCAGGUUACUGCCAUUCCUUGUCGCUGCAAACCCUGUCAACUACGGCAAGCCUUGCAAGUUAUCCUGUGUUGAGGCUUUUGCUGCUACAUUCUGCAUUGUCGGUUUUAAAGAACUAGCAAUGCUCUUGUUGAAUAAAUUCAAGUGGGGGCCAGUGUUCCUGGAUCUCAAUAAAGUUCUGCUGGACCGCUAUGCUGCAUGUCAGUCAGAGGAAGAGAUGCUCUCUGUAGAAAAGGAAUAUCUCAAGACCCCAGUGGAGGACGAGGAGUUUGAUCCAUUUGAUGUGAACUCGGGAGUAAAAUGUAGGAAUCUCAACAGACCUCUGUGUGCACCUGAAGAUGAGGAUUCUAGUGAGGAUACGGACACCUCAGAGGAUAACGAAGAUGAUGAUGAGGAUGAUGAAGAAGAAGAUGAAAAAACAAAGAGCAACAUUGCGUCAACAACAGCGUCACAUCAUCAUGAAGAGGAAGAGACUGAAUUAAAGUAAUCACUAUAAAGCAUAUUUCAACUAUGGAUUUUUGUUUUUACCACAAGGACUGGCAAAACUUUUUAAACACUCACGACUAAAACAUAACAUAAAGGCUAUUUGUGGCUAUGCAGUUUUGUACAAGCAUCCAAAAAAGAGAAACUUGUACAAUAAAUUGUAUCUUUGUAUUUAUGUAAACUGCAGACCUAAAUAAAGGAAUCCUU
Messenger RNA from Anoplopoma fimbria (sablefish), 1412 nucleotides. RefSeq names its product TSR3 ribosome maturation factor (gene tsr3). The transcript is spliced from 6 exons. Lineage: Eukaryota; Metazoa; Chordata; Actinopteri; Perciformes; Anoplopomatidae. Gene Ontology annotation, molecular function: rRNA small subunit aminocarboxypropyltransferase activity. Gene Ontology annotation, biological process: maturation of SSU-rRNA. The coding region runs from base 301 to 1209 and encodes 302 amino acids. The record is from RefSeq and is a predicted model, not a curated record.